Molecule: messenger RNA, 1425 nt
Organism: Entamoeba invadens IP1
Lineage: Eukaryota; Evosea; Mastigamoebida; Endamoebidae
Product: aspartate ammonia-lyase, putative
Exons: 1
Coding region: 1-1425 (474 amino acids)
Biological process (GO): aspartate metabolic process; tricarboxylic acid cycle
Cellular component (GO): cytosol
Molecular function (GO): aspartate ammonia-lyase activity
Source: RefSeq, a predicted model, not a curated record
AUGGCUACUGAAUACCGUAUCGAGAAAGACUCUCUUGGGGAAAUGCAAGUCCCAAAGGAUGCGUUCUACGGAGCGCAGACUGUUAGAGCCAUUAACAACUUUAAAAUUACACACCAACGCUGUGACCCAGACUUCAUUCACGCCAUGGGAUAUGUCAAAGAAGCUACUGCCUUUGCAAACCAUGCAGAUGGUAUCUUAGACAAGACCAAGUGUGAUGCCAUUAUGCAAGCCGCUCAUGAAUUGGCUGAAGGCAAAUUUGAUGAGUGGGUUGUAGUUGAUCCCAUUCAAGGUGGCGCUGGUACUUCAUUCAAUAUGAACUGCAACGAAAUAGUCGCGAACAGAGCUUUAGAGAUCUUAGGGUUUGGUAAAUACCGCCCAGACGUUAUCUCUGCGAAUACCCAUGUCAACAUGUCGCAGUCCACAAACGACGCUUUUCCAACUGCUUUUCAUAUUGCCGGUCUUUGGAAGAUUGACAGACUUGUCGCCGAGAUGAAGUUGUGUUACAAUGAAAUCGAGAAGAAAGCAGUUGAGUUCAAAGACUUCUUGAAGAUGGGAAGAACUCAUUUACAAGACGCCGUUCCAAUCACUUUUGCCCAAGAGCUAAGAGCAUAUAACUGCAUUAUAAAAAGAGGGUGGGAAAGACUUGAAAGGUCUAAAGGAGCAUUUGAAGGUAUUAAUAUGGGCGCAACAGCAGUCGGAACGGGUCUAAAUGCUGAGCCAACUUUCAUCACCUCCGUCGUCGCCAAAUUGGCUGAGUUGUCGAAAACGAAUGUCCAUAAUGUCGAAGACUUGGUCGAUGGAACACAAAACUCGGACUGCUAUUUGGAAGUGCAUGCUGCUCUUGCUAUCAUAGCGUGCUGCAUGAGUAAAGUUGCGAAUGAUUUGAGAAUCAUGACUUCCGGCCCAAGAUGUGGACUUGGCGAAAUCCAAUUGCCACCAAGACAACCGGGAAGCUCCAUUAUGCCAGGUAAAGUCAACCCCGUCAUUGCUGAAGUGAUGAAUCAGACGUGUUUCCAAAUUAUUGGUAAUAACACUACCGCAAUGUGGGCAGCAGCUGCGGGUCAAUUUGAGUUGAAUGUGAUGGAACCUGUCAUGUUCUAUGACAUCUUAUUAUCUCUCGAAAUGCUCAAGAACGCAUUCUCCACAUUCAGAAUCAAUUUGGUCUUGGACCUUAAAGCAAACAAAGAAAGAAUGCAAUGGUUCAUUGAUAAUUCAGUCGGAAUUAUCACCGCUUUGAACCCACACGUCGGGUAUGAAGUCGCCGCAGCUACUGCUAAAGAAGCUAUUAGCACUGGAAGACCAGUCAGAGAAAUCAUUCUUGAAAAGGGUGUUUUAACAAAGGAACAACUUGACAUCAUCUUGUGUCCCGACGAGAUGACUACUCCGGGCAUUGCUGGUGCUCGAUUGUUGCAAAAGAAAAAUUAA